UGUUAGUGUUCUGUAGCUAUGAUUUUGUAGGUUAUGCAAACGUCAAAUGAAAGUUGAUAAACAGGAGAUUAUAAUUUAUCAGUGAUGAUUUAUUGUGACCACUAAUUAGCAAACGGAACAAAAAAACAUGUCCUCAACAGCUUCCACGAUGGAUCCCUGUGACGAAAUGUGCAAAAGCCUGGUGAAAUGGUUACAGAAAAUCCAACCUAAUCGGACGAGAACAGUUUCAGAGAUAUGCGAUGGAGUAGCAAUGGUAGACGCGCUGUUACAAAUUUCUCCUGAACAUUUCAACAAAUUGGACACGAAAAUCAAGCGAGAUGUUGGUGCUAAUAAUUGGAGAUUACGAGUUAGUAAUCUGAAAAAGAUCGUCGAAGCUGUGCUUGAGUAUUAUCAAGAUGUACUCACAUUGCAAAUAUUGGAAAUAGGUCGCCCAGAUGUUGGAAAAAUUGGGGAGACUAACGAUGUCGUGCAAUUGGGUAAACUAUUGAGAUUAAUACUAGGAUGUGCAAUAAAUUGUGAGAGAAAACAAGAUUACAUAACUAUGAUCAUGGAAAUGGAAGUAUCUGUCCAACAAAACAUAAUGCAAGCCAUUCAGCAACUCGAAGAAGUCACUGGUGGGCCUGGACGUUCUGGCUUGAGUUUGUUGAUAUUGGAUAGUGACACAAGGGUAUUAAAGCUUGUCAGCGAUCUGGAAGCUGCAAAUAAGGCAAAAGAAGAGCUAACUCACCAAAUCCAAAGCUUGGAGCAACACAUACAACAUCUGACAGAUGAAAACAAGGAGCUACAAGCACAAAACCAUCAGCUGCUUGAGAAAGAUGCCCGGAACCCGAUGGAGCAUGCCAGAAAACAGAUCGAGUUGCUCAAAGAGGAGCUGUUCAAGGCGGAAGUUAUUCGAGAUGACUUCAAAGCUAAGUUGCUUGAGCAGGAAAAGCAGAUGCUUGCGUAUCAAGAGAAAAUAAACGAGCUUCAAAUAGCUGCCAGUGACUCGAGUAGACUGAAAGAUGAAAUAGAUGCCUUAACCGAGUCUGCUGGAAAGGUUGUGGAACUGGAAUUAGCUCUUGCUUCAUACAAGAAGCGAUUAGAGAACUAUCAGGACAUUAAGCGUAAUCUGCAAAAGCUUGAAGAGCAGAAUAUGGAGUAUCUACAGAAGAAUCUUGAAUUGGAAGAGGAAUUAGCGAAGAAUAAUACAUGGAAGGCGCAAUGUGACGCAUAUAAGACUCAAGUAGUUGAACUUCAGCAGAAACUAGAUGAAGAAACGCAAAAGGCUGACAAAGCUUAUUUCAAUUUGGAAAAGUUGAAGGCGAAGAUGGGAACUUUGCAAGGAGAGAAAGAAAGGCUUCUCCUGGAAAGAGACUCGCUGCGCGAGGAAAACGAAGAACUUCGGCUAGACCCUAAGGGCGAAUCAGGAGCCGCAAUGUCCCAGGAACUGACCCCGGCAGACCUCAAAGAGCGCCUUAGGUUCCUGGAGAAGGAGAACAAGACUCUCAGGAGCCAGAGCCAGGAGAUCGAAGGCAAACAAAUCCAGCUGGACAGCGCGCUAAGCCGCAUAGAGAAGCUUCAGCAACAGAACAGGACAUUGAAUCAGACGGUGCUGAAGCUGGAAGCUCAAUUGGACGAGGUGAAAAAUAAACAAGUGGAAUCGGCACCCAGCAGUAGUUCGUUAGUACGGGAGUACAAACAGAAAAUUACGAGCCUGGAGAGUGAACUUCAGUCGAUUCAGGCGAAGUAUAACAGGGGUAUUGAGAAAGCUCGCGAAGUAGCCCAACACCUAGAACUAAAGCCAAACGGGGACCUAGAUGGCUCCAUGAGACAUCCGCUGAUGAAAGAGCAAGAAGAAAAGCUCUUAACAACUGCCUUCUACCGCCUGAGCUCCAGCUGUCACCGAGAGGCGAUUGACGAAAGACUGAGUGUGCUGAGUGUAGGCACUGGGCAAUCUUUCUUGGCUCGCCAGAGGCAACCUACGCCCAGAAAGCAAAUACAGAGGUAUAAAUCGAAGUGAACGAAUUUCUAUUUGUAGCAUGCCCUGUAUGCUAAAAUUAUUUGAUAGUUUUCUCUUUAGAGUGCAUUUUGCUUCGAGUGGCUAUUGAUAAAUGGAUGAAUAUGCGGAAUUUCGGAUUUUAAUAUUAACAAAAAAUUCUUAAGCAAAUCGACAAAUUGAGGAAAUAAGCCAUCCAAAUAGUGUAAAAUAUAAUGCUUUAUUUGGAACAUAAUAUGAAUUUGGAUAGCCACAACGUGCUUGACAAUUAAUAAAAUGUAUACUCCCAUGGCGUGGUUCGUUCCCGAAUUUCACUACAAAUAUCAUCAGUUCUCUGUAUGUGUAACUGAUAUCACAUUAUAUGAAUACUCUUUUUAUUGCUACAUACUCAUUGCUCAUUUUCAUGAAAACCAGCCACCCUAAGUUAGUAUAAAUGCUUAAAAAACUCGUUUUUAUUAAUCAAAUCCAAGCGAAUAACCAAAAUUUCUGUGUUAUGUGCCGCGGUUGUAAUAUGGUUCAAGAUGACACACGGGUUAAUGACGUCAGUUACACGAAUCGCUUGAACGCGUUGGUUUUAACCGCGGUUUUGUUGCAAGUUGUUUAUUUUAGAAAAGCGCGUAUAUAAUCUCUUAUUAUUUUUAUUAUCACUUAAUAAUCGGUGCUUUUUCGUCUACAACGGUGUAUAGAAAGUUUAAAUAAGAAACCUUUCAUAAUACUCAUGAGAGAAAUGUUUUUUUUUUCAGAAAAAAAAUUUAAUGAUGGAACCACGGCUUUGUAGCUAUGUUAACCGUCAAUUCUCUAAAGUUUUCCGCAUGUCAAAGGAAAACAUUUAUUAAUUUAGCAGAAAUGGUGAAAAGCGAUGAAAAAAGAUAUUAGCAAAUCCGUAUACAGGUGGACAUCAUCCAGUGAGUUUAUAUGGCCAUAUUUUAAUAAUCUUGUGGUAUAUGGCUACACAGGAUACUUUUUUAAGCAUAGAAACUAGAUUUAAAGUGUUCCCAACAACAGUAAUGAGUAUAACUAAUAAGGUGCUCCACUUUACGCUAACACUGAAGUCAGCCUGUAUCAAGUUUCCCAAAAAUGAAGCUGAAGUGCAAUAACAAUAUCCAAUACCCGGCAAAAUUCUAACUUGUCACAUUUCAAAUAAUAACCAGAAAUAUAAAACUACUCCUGAGUUGGGUAAAUACCACAAUUUUGCGGUGAUAACUAUGACGUAUAACAGCUGAUUCAUGACGUCACGGAUCUUAUAACCAAACUGAUAAAAACACUCGCUUGAACGGAUCGGUAAAUACCAACCCAAAAUGGUAAAUACCAUUUCCAUUUGGUUAUCCGCUUGAAUUUGAUUAUUGUUUCCUAAAAAUUGUGACACCAUAAUCGUGGGCUUAAAGCUAAAACUGACCAAGUCUAAAAUAUCAAUUCUCGGUAAAUACAGUUUUAAACUGACACCAAAUUUAUAUAUAAUAAUUGCCAAAGAAAGUUUUUUCCACAGCAGUUCAAUUCAUGCGGUUUUUUGAUUUAUAAUUUGAUCUUUUAAUAUAACCUACAAAUAAAAUAAAAAAAUCAGACAUUGCAUUUUGUUAUUGGAAAAAGUGACUUGAUCAUUUUUUCUGAUUUUUGAAAUAUCAAAAUAUAUAUAUAUUUUUUAUUGGCACUAGGACUAUGUCCCAUUAACCAGAUCCUUUUUUACAAUUUAAACUUCUCUAACUAAUUAAGGAUGAAAUUGGACAGGGAUACACUCUUCUCACCUAAGGACCCAUUCAGGCAUUUUCAGAAUACGACACACAACAAUUAGGCCACGGUUAGGUCGGUAAAUUACAGAGGAUAGUUACACAGAGGAUAUCUAGCUAAUCAAAACUAAAAUUUUAACCCAGAGAUUUUUUAAAAGUCAAUUAUCAGACACGUAACAUCAAGUCUAUUCAAAGCUAGAAUGUGGAGAACAUUAAAUGGUGAAAUAAGGCCUAAGCCAAUCAGAUUAAGGUAGAGUCGAUCACAGUAUGGAGAUAACUUCAAACAGCCAAAAAAUAGAUGAUCCAAGUUCCCCUCAAUGUUGCCGUGUUCACAUAAGUUGGAAUCAAUAAUACGGAAUCUAGCUAGAUGUUUUGGAUAAGCUCCAUGCCCAAGUUUUGCUCUAAUAAUCAUAGAUAUUAUGUUUUUACGAGGAAUUCUAAAAUUUUUGUGCCAGUACGUUGUUGGGAUAUCAGGAUGUAUUAAAGUAUACCUCGUUGGGUUCGUAAAGCCGAAUUCCUUCCAUUCUAACGUCCAGCUUUUAAACAGGAUUUGUUUGGAUAAAAUAUUAUAAUCUUCUUUGGAAAUUUGUGUCUGGAAUACAGAUCCUGUGUAGAUGCUUGAUUUUGCGAGUUGGUCAACUUUUUCGUUGAAUACGAUUCCACAGUGUGGCUUGACCCAUACAAAUGCAACCGUGCUUCCACUUUCUUUCAAGUGGCAGAUCCUAUGUUUUAUUUGAUUUAUGUGACAAUUCCUGGUCCUUGUGCAAUCAUAAUUUUGUAAGGAGGAGAGAACGGAGAGACUAUCGGAAAAAAUUGUAAAUUCUUUCAAGUUACUACUGCUUGCAUGUUUCAGAGCUUGGAUAAUCGCCACUGCUUCGGCUGAAAAAAUAGAUACUUGGUCGGGAAGUUUAAAGGUGUCUGUGUCAGUACUGGGUAUAUAAUAUGCACAUCCGGUUCCGUUCAGAUUCUUGGAUGCGUCUGUAAAGAUCUGGGUACCCCACGGGGAAUGCAGGCACACCUGGUUGAAAAUGCGGAUAUUCAACAAUGGGAUGUCACUGUAUUCUGGUAUUCUGAUUCUGGUGUUGCACUUCUUCUCGGACAGAGAUCAGAUCAGGAUGUUUGGGUGCUGUUAUUUGAAUCUGUCUGGAAGCACUGCAUAGUGUGGGGGAGUUUUUGUUCAUCCAAUAUUUGUUGGUCAGACCUUCGGCGUUGAGGUGGCGUAACUUUACCAGUGUUUGUGAGUCGGUAAUCGUUUGUUUCACCAGGAAUCUCUCU
Acanthoscelides obtectus is the source of this 4974-nucleotide messenger RNA. The record is from the annotation of a GenBank genome assembly. NCBI's taxonomy places the organism in Eukaryota, Metazoa, Arthropoda, Insecta, Coleoptera, Chrysomelidae.